Messenger RNA from Pseudovirgaria hyperparasitica, 1197 nucleotides. RefSeq names its product kinase-like protein. Bases 251 to 1102 code for a protein of 283 amino acids. Gene Ontology annotation, biological process: protein phosphorylation. The record is from RefSeq and is a predicted model, not a curated record. NCBI's taxonomy places the organism in Eukaryota, Fungi, Ascomycota, Dothideomycetes, Acrospermales, Acrospermaceae. Gene Ontology annotation, molecular function: ATP binding; protein kinase activity. The transcript has a single exon.
AUCCGGGCCUAGCUCGGCCCGUAGAGCGACAGCCUACUCGCUAGAUUAUCUUCUUAGUCUUUACGUCUUCAUACAAUACUUUCCAUACUUAACUUUAAUACUUUCUUUCUCCUCGAUGUAUCGAGCCCUACCUUUAACGCGACACUUCUACUACCGUUAGCGCCGAUACUCUCUUCGUCCUCCACGGCCUUUGUUUAGUUUAGCACGAAGUAGACCUUACUACUCCGUCCCUUUCGAUAGAGUGACCUUAAUGGGCUUUCGUUGGGCCCGUCGCUUUGCUGGCGCACUCAGAGGUGUACUCCGGUAUCUUUUCUGUGCGACCGAUAGUUCAGCCCGGCGUAGCAGCUUGGAACACGACCCACCCUUUCCUCCAGGUUCGUUGCAAUAUCUAGCUGCCGGCAAGACUGGUAUUGUCUACGCUAUCGACUCGGAAAGAGUAUGGAAAGAGUUUGAGUCUCGUGAAGAUGGGGAAGUCGAGCGCCGCGUCUAUAAGCGCCUAGGCUUACAUCCAAAUAUUGCAAAACUCUUGCUCGUCCGUGCCGAUGGCUCGAUUAUUCUCGAGCGCGGAACAGCAAUUCGCGAUAUACUUCGAGAUUGUCGUGCUACGGAUUUAUCAAUUACAACGAAAGUCGACUGGCUGAUAGGUGCCGCGCGAGGUUAUCAGUAUCUUCACGACAACGCGAUAAUCCAUGGCGAUGUUGGAUGUAACAAUCUAAUCCUAGCAAGGGAUGGUAAUGUUAAGCUCAUUGACUUCGAAGGAUGCAGUAUCGACGGUGGGACAGCGGAUUCAUGCUAUGAAUGGUUCAGCUAUCGGCGAGCGGACCCUUACGUCAGCCGCACCACGGAUAUCUUUGCCUUUGGCUGUGCGGUGUAUGAGAUCAUUACCGGCAAGCCUCCUUAUCACGAGUUUGAAUCGCUAGCGGAUUGCGGUGCACAUGUUCAGCAGCUCUACGCAGCAUGCCAGUUCCCAGAUGUAGCAGGUGUUCCACUAAGCAAUGUAAUAGAAAAGUGCUGGCACGGAGGCCUGGAGUCAAUGGAUGCAGUGAUUCAAAAUUUAGAAGUCUCAAAAGCUAAUCUUAAAGUCAGAGGCCCUCUCCAUUAAGAUGAGUACUACAACUAUGUCUUCCAUAUCCUCAGUCGGUCGUUCUAGUAAAUCAUCUCCUUUAUAUAUAAGCCUCUUAUAGCUGUACGUCUCUC